AUGGCUAAAGAAAAAAAAAUUUCUAGCCGUGUGAAGAAAAGAAAAGAUCCGAAUGCUCCUAAACGGGCUAUGCCACCGUUCUUUAUUUGGAUGCAAGAGAAUCGUGAGCGGUUAAAGAAGCCUGGAAUGGGUGUUGCAGAUGUUGCCAAAGCUGCUGGUAUUGAAUGGUCUAAAUUAGCUGAUAAAAGUAAGUGGGAAAAGAAGGCUGCGGAAGAUAAGAAGCGGUACGAGAGGGAUAUGGCAGCUUACAAGAAGGGCUGA
Enterobius vermicularis (human pinworm) is the source of this 261-nucleotide messenger RNA. The record is from the annotation of a GenBank genome assembly. NCBI's taxonomy places the organism in Eukaryota, Metazoa, Nematoda, Chromadorea, Rhabditida, Oxyuridae.